AUGUCCGGGGGCUUCCGUGUCGAGAACCCUUUUCUGUCGCAGCUGAUGCCGAUGGCGCUAUCGAGUGACCUCAUCAUGCACCUGAUUCUAACCGUGAGCGCCCUGCAUCGGGCUGUUGCUCUGCCGGCGGAGCAGGCGACAUUGGCACAUUCUUAUUAUCAUAGGGCCUUGGUGCUCUUCCGCAACAGUAUCGACGAUUACGUCCAUGAGGGCGGUGCCAAGAUCAUGGCGCUGGGUGUUGGUUCUUUGGUUUUGUGCUUUACCGAGACGGUCAGAGGCAAUCGAGACGGCGCGAUUUUCAAGCACCUGAAUGCCGCCAACAAUCUCGUGUCAUCCAUCCUGGCCAAUGCUCUGGUUGGACAACGAUCCGCGCUGGAAGACUUUCUUGUUGAAUUCUACGUCUACGUCUCGACGCUGAGCCUCAUCUCCCUCGACCCAAAACUCAGCAUGCAGUUUACAAUACAUGAAACGAUCGAGGCAAAAGCGCAUGCACUUGCCGGAAGCCCCUUUGUCGGUAGUCUGUGCGGAUGCUGGAUCGAGCUUCUGCUCCUCAUCCCAAGGGUCAAUACUUUUGUCACAAAUUAUGACCCCUCGGACUGCCUAUCCCUGUCUGCGGAGUCGUUGGCCGAGAGAUUCUCACUUUUUGCCACACUCCAAGCCGAGAUCCUUUCCUGGCUUCCUCCUGACAAAGAAGCCAACCCGGCCCUUUGGUACAGCGGAUUCUUUUAUCGAGAGGCUGUCCUCGUGUAUCUCUAUACCGGCACCUUCCAGCCAUCCGCGACGGUAAAAAAAAGAACCCUCGGCUCGGACCUGAUCGACACUACGGUCGAGAGUGCGCUUGCCUAUCUGGACGGAAUACCAUCGGCGGCUCAGAAUAACACCCUGCUAUGCUGGCCCCUGGCCAUAGUCGGAUCCUGCAUAUCGGACCAGGAAAAAAGGAACAAAGUCCGACAAAGGUUGCAGGAUAUGAAGAGUCACCUUGGGAUAGGUAACAUCAACGAUAUCCUGGACAUACUGGACGCUCUCUGGUCUGAGAAUCCCGAACCAACCGGUCCGUGGGGCUUGCACACCUUUAUGAAAAGCCAGAACCUCUGCUUUUCAUUCGCAUGAAGGAUCGAAACCCUAUUUAUGAGCCCCGUGCCAAGAUUCGCACUUCGGGUCCCGUUCUAGG
This is a messenger RNA of Phialemonium atrogriseum, 1171 nucleotides long. Its product is annotated as fungal-specific transcription factor domain-containing protein. The record is from RefSeq and is a predicted model, not a curated record. The transcript has 2 exons. Lineage: Eukaryota; Fungi; Ascomycota; Sordariomycetes; Cephalothecales; Cephalothecaceae. Gene Ontology annotation, molecular function: DNA-binding transcription factor activity; transcription cis-regulatory region binding. Gene Ontology annotation, cellular component: nucleus. Bases 1 to 1110 code for a protein of 369 amino acids. Gene Ontology annotation, biological process: positive regulation of transcription by RNA polymerase II.